This is a messenger RNA of Dentiscutata erythropus, 264 nucleotides long. The record is from the annotation of a GenBank genome assembly. Lineage: Eukaryota; Fungi; Glomeromycota; Glomeromycetes; Diversisporales; Gigasporaceae.
AUGGGAAUGACAAAUAUUCAAGGUAUAGCUAGAUUAGUAUUCAUUCUUUGCGUAAUAUUUUUAUCAAUUUAUUUUAUUCUUCCACCUUCAGCCGAAGAAAGUUUACAUAUUGAAAAAACUCUUAAAGAAAAGAUAAUUAAACAGUCACUUCAAAAAGAACAACAGGCUCAACAACAUCGAGAAGCACUUGAUAAACAACUUGAUAAGUUAUUGGUUGAUAAACGAACUAGAGCGGAUAAAGAUGCUAUAGGAACCACCAAAAGA